Salvelinus sp. IW2-2015 is the source of this 1606-nucleotide messenger RNA. RefSeq names its product RNA polymerase II subunit A C-terminal domain phosphatase SSU72. Gene Ontology annotation, cellular component: mRNA cleavage and polyadenylation specificity factor complex; nucleus. The coding region runs from base 215 to 799 and encodes 194 amino acids. Gene Ontology annotation, molecular function: RNA polymerase II CTD heptapeptide repeat phosphatase activity. The record is from RefSeq and is a predicted model, not a curated record. Gene Ontology annotation, biological process: termination of RNA polymerase II transcription. The transcript is spliced from 5 exons. Lineage: Eukaryota; Metazoa; Chordata; Actinopteri; Salmoniformes; Salmonidae.
UUAAAAGUCCCCGCCGCCAUUUUAACAGGCUCACAGAAAGAAGAUUGUCACAUCGCCUUGAAACGUGUAUACCCCGUUGUAUUUGCUUAGUUAGCUAGAUCGAAGGCCUUCCCAGCAGUCUUUUUGUGAUAGUUAGAUUUCUACCACAUUUUAACUAGUUGUGUGUUGUACUUAACAUUCGAUUGCUAGUUAUUUCAGAAAAAUAGCAUUCGCAAUGCCGAGCCACCCGCUGCGCGUGGCGGUUGUGUGCUCGAGCAACCAGAACCGCAGCAUGGAAGCGCACAACAUCCUCAGCAAGCGAGGCUUUGACGUUCGCUCUUUUGGGACAGGGUCCCAUGUGAAGCUACCUGGUCCCGCACCGGACAAGCCCAAUGUGUACGACUUCAAAACCACUUAUGAACAGAUGUACAACGACCUGGUCCGCAAGGACAAGGAGCUAUACACACAGAAUGGAAUCCUGCACAUGCUGGACCGCAACAAGCGGAUCAAGUCCCGACCGGAACGCUUCCAGAGCUGUAAGGACCAGUUUGACCUGGUCAUCACCUGUGAGGAGAGGGUCUACGACCAAGUGCUAGAGGACCUGAGCUCUCGGGAGCAGGAGACUUUCACGCCGGUUCAUGUCAUCAACGUGGACAUCCAGGACAACCACGAGGAGGCCACACUGGGGGCUUUCCUCAUCUGUGAGCUGUGUCAGUGUAUCCAGCACACGGAUGAUAUGGAAAACGAGAUGGACGAGCUGCUGCAGGAGUUUGAGGACAAGAGCAACAGACCUUUCCUCCACACUGUCUGCUUCUACUGAUGCCCAUGCUACCAAAUCUGCAAUAUCAUACGCCCCCUGACCAAACAUGCACGUUUAUACACAAACUCAUGCACACUUCCAUAUACACUUACUGAUUACCUUUCACACACACACCCUCUGCUGUUGGUCAGGGCUGAGGGGACAGGGAUGAAUGCUCUCUGCGCUCAAGUAGGCAGGCUCAUCCCUCCUGCUCUGCCUUUCCUCCUCAGGGCCAAGGUGGGCCCAAGGUCCUCCCCCAUCCUACAGUGAAACCACUGACCCGCCUUCCCAGAAAGAGAAAUGCCCCUUUUGUCAAACACGUCCUCCUCUACCUCUAAAGGAGGAUGCUUUUCUAAGUCUUGCACAGUGAUGCUGAUUGCUGAGCAACAAUUAAUUUAAUUCAUUUUUAAGAAUGAUGAAUAGAUAUUGUUUUUAUGAAGUAUGAUUUGUCACAUUUACUCUUGAUGGUGGAGAGUAGUAUUGUUGACACGGAUGGGAUAGAGUGGAGACUGGUUAGGCAUGAAUGUGUUUCAGUGUGUGAGUGAGUGUAUACCAGUAGUUAAUUAGGAAUUCAUCAAAAUAGGGGGAUAAUGAACCAAAUAGAGACCACGAGGUUCUCUUGCCCUCGUUUCCAUUAUGUUUUGAUUCAUGUUUAAAAACUCAGAAGAUCUGCUACCUUUCAGGGUGUAAUAUUUUUUUUCUUUUGAAAACUGAAAAGAAUGAAAAUAUUGUAAUUAUUUGCAAGCUGAGAGUUCAGUCCAGAGUGCCUGAAUAUUUCUGUAUGUACAUAUGAAUCCAUUAAAUGAAUAAACAUCUCUAGAAAAACUU